GCACAAUAUGGACUCAGAAUAUUGUGAGCCUGAUUCUUCAUGAAGGUCAUCGAGAUGAAACUGAAAAUAUUACCCUGAUUGACCGAGCACCCUGGCUGGAGUAUAAUUUCUUGCAUGUAGAUUUUAUCAGUCGCCCAUCGCCUCGUCUCUUUACUUCCCAUCUGCCCUACUAUUUGGUACCCAAAGGAUUACGAAGUAGAAGAGCAAAAAUUAUUUAUGUGCUUAGAAAUCCAAAGGACGUCAUGGUUUCUAACUAUCAUUUUCACAAAUUGUCAGUCAACGUAGAAACCCCAAAAGACUUCAGUACUUUCUUUGAGAAGUCUUUGGCUGGAAAAGUGCCUAGUAGUUCGUGGCUAGACCAUGUAGAAGGCUGGUAUGCUCAUAAGAGUGAUUUCAAUAUUCUCUUCCUUUCUUAUGAAGAAAUGAAAAAGGGAGUAACAGAGGUGAUCACAGAACCACUCUUGGUUAUUUCUUUGAGCUCCUGUAGGAGUGGUGAGGUUUCUGAAGAAAA
Molecule: messenger RNA, 511 nt
Organism: Protobothrops mucrosquamatus (brown spotted pit viper)
Lineage: Eukaryota; Metazoa; Chordata; Lepidosauria; Squamata; Viperidae
Product: amine sulfotransferase-like
Exons: 4
Biological process (GO): sulfation
Cellular component (GO): cytoplasm
Molecular function (GO): sulfotransferase activity
Source: RefSeq, a predicted model, not a curated record